CUGGCGGGGCCGGUGGGGUUGGGCACAGCGUGCAACAGACCCAACGGAACCGGAUCAUCAUCGCCCGUCUGCUCCGCGUCUCCAUCGUUGUGUCGAUCAUGUGGAUCUGGAUUGUGGGGGUCAAUGCCACCCUCUGGGCGACCUUUUUCAAGACGGGCCACCUGAUCCCGGAGUGGGCCAUGUGGGUGCGAACCAUUUUGAUGCGGCUCGUCGGCUUUAUCGACGCCGUCAUCAUGCACGACCUGUUUAAGCGGUGGUGGCUGCGGAUUUUGUCUUGCUGGCGCAUUUGCACAGGAUCAGGGGUCCGAGACGCACAGCACAUGGCGGCGGCUGCCGCUGCUGCCGCCGCCGCUGCGGUGGAAGGUGGGAUGAUGGCUGGAUACCCGGAUUUUCGGAUGGGGCCGGGGCACACAGGCGAAGGCCCCCUGUCCGUGGAAUCAAUGGGAAAGGAAGGGGUUUCCUCGGACAUGGAGGUAGCUCGAAGUGGGGAGGGGUUGGGCCGUACUUACGGGAGGGCGAUGGAGGGGCAGGAGCACGCGACGGCGAGUGUUUUGAUGUUCGUGUCCACGUACAACAUGGGAGGAAUCACAUUGAAAGAUGCGAUCGACAACGACGGACUGGCAGCGGUCCUUCCCACCUGGAUUCCUCUGGACUACGACCUGUACGUGAUUGGGGUUCAGGAAUGCUGCAUCAUCCGGGAAUUCCGCCGGGCAGUGCACAAGCACUUGGGGGGACCGGAGGCCUACGUGAUGGUGGGCAAGGAGAUUGGAGACGAUAGGAUUCUGCACGGUUUUAUUGCCUUGACUAUUUUUGCCCGCACGCAGGAUGUGGCCACUGGGGCCGUGUAUGUACAGGAAGGCGCCGUGGAUAGGGUCGCGUCGGGCGUCUCGUUCGGUCCUAUGGGGCGGGCACCGAACAAAGGCUUUGUGGGUCUGAGCAUGCGUGUGCACGACACCUCCUUGGCCUUGAUCACGGCCCAUUUUGCCUCGGACAAGAAGGGGAGAAACCGGCUGGGGAAACGGAACCAAGACGCCCGGCGGACCCUGUCGGACAUGUCCUUGCUCUGGGAUUCGGACGAUUUCAGCAUUCACACCCAGCAUCAUUUCACCGUGGUGUUGGGGGACCUCAACUACCGGAACAGGGGCCAUCCUGAAGAAAUCUUGGAGAUGGUGGCGCAUUCUGCGCGGGAAUGUCAGGACUCGGUGGAAGCAGCCCAGGCGCGAGCCUCGGGGGCCCGAGGGGAAACGGGAGGAGGAGACAGUCCUAGUCCCACUCCCCGGAAGAGCUGGCGUUCCAGCUACGACAAAUUUUUCGCGUUGCCAGAAGCGAGGCGGGUGCUCGUGGGG
This is a messenger RNA of Nannochloropsis gaditana CCMP526, 1346 nucleotides long. RefSeq names its product type i inositol polyphosphate 5. The annotation marks the transcript as partial. The record is from RefSeq and is a predicted model, not a curated record. Gene Ontology annotation, biological process: phosphatidylinositol dephosphorylation. The transcript has a single exon. Gene Ontology annotation, molecular function: phosphatase activity.